CACCAUGAUCUCAUGAAUGAGAAUUGCUCUUUUCCCUCUGGGAAUGGGACCUCGAUAACGCUGACUCACACUCCAAGUAGGUGGCGGUAAUGCACCUAAACGUUGGUUGCCACCAUCCCAAAAGAAAGAAGAAGAGAAAGAAUUUAAAUAUGAACAUUUAGAAUCGCUAGUUAGCGCCUUUGUUAAUGAUACGCAUGCGAAUGUCAAACAAUGGCCGGAGCUGAGCCUCCAUCCCUGAAGGAGACAUGUUUACAGGCUGUCAGGAAGCACUUUGCUGCUCUGGACACGGAGCAUGUGCUCGAUCUGCCAGCGGCUCUCAUGGAGGAGCUGCUUCCUCAGUUGACUGUAUGUCAACUGGAUGAGCUGCAGCCGGGGCUCAACCAGAGAGGGAUAUCAACUCACUGUGGUUGGGCUGGCAUUCUUAAGGACAUGCAUGGACCUAACUAUGCAGUGGACUUGCUCACUGAAGACGGGGCCAAACAUGAAGUCAUGAGGAUGCUUUUUCCACCCCUAUUUUACGGCCUUACCAACCACUUUGUCGAAAAAAACCUCACAAAUUUAAACACAUCAUCCUUCAUGUUGGCGGCAGCUAAAUAUAUCAAACAUUUUUUACUCUAUGCAAGCUCCCAAAAACCCCUUCAAAGUUUAAUUGUUGAGCAGCAGCCUCUUCUGAACCUUCUAGAGAAGCAGAUCCGGAGUGUUGCAGUGCUGCAGUCCAUUGAUCUUUUAAAGAGGAAGACACAAGCAGCGUUGUACGUUCUCCAUCGACUGUUAGACCAUGGUGUGACAAAGAAAAUAGUUGUGGAUGUGCAGUGUCCCAUCGUGCUGGCCUGGCUCCUCCAUGGAAGGGGAUCCCAGUAUGAAAAUCCAGAGUUGAAGAGCCUUAUGCUCAGCAAAAAGGGAAGUUUUGUUUUACAAAGUGUUUCAGCCAGUGCAGAUGGGGCCAGUUGCAGUGCCGGUCUUGAGACCAGGGCUUCAGAAGAUGAAGAGGAUCAAGUCAUCCCAUGCAAACGCUCCAAGAUGGAAUUUGUGUCAUCAGAGGAAGAAUCUGGAAAAGCAAGUUUCCCUGUAGAUCCAAAGGUUAGCUGUGGACCCUUCUCCCAAUGUGAUUAUCCCUCGUCAGGGACUUGUCCACAGGGACAGAUCGAAUGUCUGGAGGUCAGGCAGUGUGGAUCUGUCUCUCUGAGUGUGCUGAGGAAAAGUCUGCCCACAUUUUUCUGCCUUCGCUCUCUAACUCUUCACAGCUUUGCCACCUUCAGGGACUCGGAUGUGUUGGACCUGGCCAGAGGCCUGAAGCAGCUGUCUGAGAGCUCCCGCUGCUCCCUCACUUAUCUCAAUAUCGGCAUCCUGCCUUUCACCAAGCUCAUGGAGAUCCUGCUGGAUGCAGUCCCCAAGGUGACGUCCCUGCACGUGGAGAUCCUCCAUAUGAUGUGGGGACAACAUCAUCCCCAGACUGUCAAGUCAGACGUGUCAGAGCUGCCCCUGCAGAAGCUGACAGUCAAAGUAACUGAGCUCCAGACAGAUCUGCACUUCAUCACAUCAGUGCUGAGACGCUCUCCACAUCUCACCUCACUUCACUUAGCUGGGAUGAAUUUACCAACUGGCUCCUCUUUGAGCCAGCUCCUCAUCACUCUUUCAGAGUCCAAUCACGGACUGAGGAGUCUGAACUUGGAAGACUUGAAUCUGUCCGAUUGUCUCCCUGACAUCCUCAAUCUACUGAGGAACUGUCAGUUGGAAGAGCUGUGGUGUAAUGAUUGCCGCCUUCUUGAGAAGUGCAGUGACAAGGAGGAAGCUUUGCAGCAGUUGGUGUCUGCUCUGAGGACAGUGCCUUCUCUUCACACUCUGAGCCUUGCUCAGAAUCGACUUAUGUUUUGUCCGAUGUAUGGAGUGACAGGAGGCUGUACACUGAUGCUGCUGCAUGUCUCUACAGCCAAGAAUGUGUGCGUGCUGUCCGAGCUGUUCUCAGGAUCCUCACCCAGCUCAGUGAAGAGACUCAACAUCAGCUACAACUUCAUUCAGCCGGCGGAGCUACUGGAGUUUGCUCACAGACUGAGGACACAUCGGCCCCCACAGCAACUGACUCUGGACCUCAGGAUGAACCCUGGGGAUCGAGACCCUGACACCUGGAACGCUGCUCUGAACCUGCUCCGUCCACUCUGCGUGCUGCUGCUGGAAAGGUGGAAGUCCACAGACACGAUGGUCGACCACAUCAGCAACAUGUAAACUAAUAUGACUGUAAACAGUCAGUAUUUUUUGCACAGGUUUUCAUUUAGUCUGUGGUCAGUUUGACUUCAAUACAAGACUCCAAGACAACACUGUUCCGGAAAAACAGCUUCUCUGUCGAGUUUGUGUUCACAGAGCAUGCAGUCAAUCUGCAGAGAGCUGGACAAAGCUCCAUAACUGGUUUAGACUAGUUAGUAAAGUUAUGGUAGAACACAAAUAUUGUUGCCUUGUAAUUGUUAUUUCAUAACUCUGUUAUAUACACUCAUUGGACACUUUAUUAGGCACACCUGUUCAAUAGUUUGUUAACCAAAAUAGCUUAUCAGCCAAUCACAUGGCAGCAACUCAAUGCAUUUAGGCAUCUAGACGUGGUGAAGACGACUUGCUGAAGUUCAAACAGAGCAUCAAAAUGGGGAAGAAGGAGAAUUAAGUGACUUUUAAAAUGGCAUGGUUGUUGGUGCCAGACGGACUGGUCUGAGUAUUUCAAAAACUGCUGAUCUACUGGAAUUUUCACGCACAACCAUCUCUAGGGUUUACAGACAAUGGUCUGAAAAACAGAAAAGAAUCUAGUGAGCGGCGGUUUGGGGGGAGAAAAGGCCUUGUCAGAGGUCAGAGGUCAGAGGAGAAUGGGUAGAGUGGUUCGAGAUGAAAGAAAGGCACCAGCAACUCAAAUUACCACUCGUUACAACAAAGGUAUGCAGAAUACCAUCUCUGAACGCACAACACAUCGAACCUUGAAGCAGAUGGGUUACAGCAGCAGAAGACAACACCGGGUGCCACUCCUGUCAGCUAAGAACAGGAAACUGAGGCUACAAUUCACAAAGGCUCAUCAAAAUACAAUAGAAGAUUGGAAAAACGUUGCCUGGUCUGAUGAGUCUUGAUUUCAGCUGCGACAUACAGUUUGUACGGUCAGAAUUUGGUGUAAACAACAUGAAAGCAUGAAUCCAUCCUGCCUUGUAUCAACGGUUCAGGCUGGUGGUGGUUGUGUAAUGGUGUGGGGGAUAUUUUCUUGGCACACUGUGGGCCCCUUGGUAACAAUUCAGCAUAACAAGACUUGUUGAAUCUAUGCUACGAAGAGCAAAAGGGGGUCCAACGCGGUUCUAGCAAGGGGUACCUAAUAAAGUGUCCGGUGAGUGUAUAUUUAGUAAGCAUGGUAUUCAAAGUGAGCAGAGUGCGAAAAGAACAGCAUGUAGUGUUUGACAUUUGAAUCGUUUAUUAAGUCAGCGUCUGUUACACCUCAAAUUCUCCUCUUGGACAGUGUGAUUGACAGUGGACGUUCAGAUACAACUGAAAAACCUGGAGGACUGACAUCGAGUUGUAGAGCAGUUUCACAGCAGCUGUUUCACAUUGUAUUUUUUUUUUUUUUACAUUAGACGAACAGCAUCAACACUGACCACCAAUUCAUCAUUAGUAGGAACCAAGUAGAAAAAACAAUCAGAGAAAAGGGAUUAAAAAGAGCUUCAAGUUUCUCUAAGUAGAUAUUUUUUAAAGCUAAAUACUGCAACGCUGUAAGUUCAGUUUGUUCUUAUUGUAUAUUCUUACGUUUGAGUAAAUUCAAGUUGAAGAGAGUGAACACCGGAUGUCUGCAUGCUAAUUGGUUGAUAUGCUGGGCCUAUCUACAACCAUCACUGACUGUACAUAAAACAAAGACACUCACAAACACACCUGGCUGCCGCCGAGGCUCAUGAUUCAUUAAGCAUUUAGUCCGAAACUAAAAUUGAAAGAUUCAUACCACAUUAAGAAGUCAGUCUGUUCCUUAUUAGUGAUUCAAAUAGUGACAUGAUUGGCUGCUCGAACAGAUGAGCAAAUUGGUGUAUACUGUAUUAGUGUAUGUCACAAAUGAUGUCUUGUUAGUUAGUAUAAGCUGAUCACCAGUGUUCAAACCUGGCUACCACCCAACUGUGGUUGAUCAAUAAGUAGUUCCAUCGAGCUGCUGCUCAACCCAUCUUAGGAAAUAAGAAACAACCUGCAAAUGCAAAGAGUCUAGACUUAGCUAAGCUAGCCUCAAACCUGUCUCUGUACAAGUGUCAGGACGAUUUCAACAAAGUGCUUAUCUGAUCAUUGAACCCCCCCACACCUUUCUAAUAGAGAGGGGCUGCAGUGAUUGGCCAUGUGUUUGCGAAAGCAUGUAUUGUGACAAAAUGGGGUUUAUAAAGUGGCCUUGUUAUUUCGUUUUGCGAGAUUGCUCAUGGUGUUUCAUUGUGUCGCUCACUCAGGUAGACGAUUACAUAAAUCUGUUAUUUCCACACUG
Messenger RNA from Pleuronectes platessa (European plaice), 4471 nucleotides. RefSeq names its product leucine rich repeat containing 41 (gene lrrc41). The record is from RefSeq and is a predicted model, not a curated record. The coding region runs from base 211 to 2223 and encodes 670 amino acids. The transcript has 10 exons. NCBI's taxonomy places the organism in Eukaryota, Metazoa, Chordata, Actinopteri, Pleuronectiformes, Pleuronectidae.